Messenger RNA from Solanum tuberosum (potato), 4713 nucleotides. Its product is annotated as ABC transporter B family member 6-like. The record is from RefSeq and is a predicted model, not a curated record. Lineage: Eukaryota; Viridiplantae; Streptophyta; Magnoliopsida; Solanales; Solanaceae. The transcript has 11 exons. Gene Ontology annotation, biological process: transmembrane transport. Gene Ontology annotation, molecular function: ATP hydrolysis activity; ATP binding; ABC-type transporter activity. The coding region runs from base 480 to 4685 and encodes 1401 amino acids. Gene Ontology annotation, cellular component: plasma membrane.
AAAAAAAAAAAAACUCGAACUUCAAAAACUUGAAAAUUGUACAGAGACAGCCACUUUUCCCUUCUACGUUAAAAACUUGAAAAACUCCGACGACCGUUGUCUCCUUUAUACGUCGUCGUUUUCAGCCUCCAUAUAUAAACAAAACGCACAACAAGGGGGAUUUUUUCUGUACCCAGUCAACUCUCUCUCCGCCAUUUUUGACCCGGCUCAAGCUUUUGAGUUUUCUCUAAGCUCAUUUCUGCUCUUUCCACCAAAUUCAAGUUUCAAUUCCUGCUUUUACACUCCCAAUUUUUAGUUCAAUUUUCAAUUUUUUUUGGAUCUGAAUUCGAAAUUCUCAUUUUGUGUUUUUUUUUUCAAAAACCCUAAAUUGCGAUGAUGAUUUAGGGUUAAGGGUUUUAUGAUGGUAUUGAAGGGGAUUGUGUGGUUGAUUUAGGGUAUAGGGUAAAAAAAGGGUUUUUGAUUUUACAGGUAGUUGAAAAAUGAUGGUACAAAGGGGGUUAUUUGGGUGGUCCCCACCGCAUAUACAGCCGUUAACGCCGGUGUCGGAAGUAUCGGAGCCGCCGGAAUCUCCUUCUCCUUAUACGGAUACAGGAGGUGAUGCUAUGCAGGUUGAGUUAGAGGAGGAGAUGGAUGCUGAUACGGAGGAGAUGGAACCUCCGCCAACAGCUGCACCGUUUUCGAUGCUGUUUGCUUGUGCGGACCGGUUAGAUUGGGUGCUUAUGAUAUUAGGAUCAGUUGCUGCAGCUGCACAUGGAACUGCUUUGGUGGUUUACUUGCAUUACUUUGCUAAGAUUAUUCAGUUGCUUAGUCAUGGUUCUGAAUCCGCUGAUGAUCUAUUUGACCGCUUCACUGAGCUUGCCUUGAUCAUCCUAUAUAUUGCUGGGGGUGUUUUUGUUGCUGGUUGGAUUGAGGUAUCAUGUUGGAUUCUUACCGGAGAACGGCAGACUGCGGUGAUCAGAUCAAGAUAUGUUCAAGUAUUACUAAAUCAAGAUAUGAGUUUUUUUGAUACCUAUGGAAACAAUGGAGACAUUGUGAGCCAAGUUUUGAGUGAUGUGCUACUUAUUCAAUCUGCUCUUAGUGAAAAAGUUGGGAAUUAUAUUCAUAACAUGGCUACUUUUUUCAGUGGCCUUGUUAUUGGAUUUGUCAAUUGCUGGCAAAUUGCCCUUAUAACUUUAGCAACUGGCCCUUUUAUUGUUGCAGCUGGGGGAAUAUCAAAUAUAUUUCUUCAUAGACUUGCAGAGAACAUUCAGGAUGCAUAUGCUGAAGCAGCAAGUAUAGCUGAACAGGCAGUUUCUUAUAUUAGGACAUUGUAUGCAUUCACAAAUGAAACUUUGGCCAAGUAUUCAUAUGCUACCUCGCUACAAGCUACACUGAGGUACGGUAUAUUAAUAAGUCUUGUGCAAGGACUUGGACUUGGCUUCACGUACGGGCUUGCAAUUUGUUCCUGUGCCUUGCAACUGUGGGUUGGAAGAUUCCUGGUCACACAUGGAAAAGCUCAUGGCGGUGAAGUUGUUACAGCUCUUUUUGCUGUAAUUCUAAGUGGCCUUGGGCUGAAUCAAGCAGCAACAAACUUUUACUCUUUUGAACAAGGGAGAAUUGCAGCUUAUAGGCUAUUUGAGAUGAUCAGUCGUUCGUCCUCCGUUGCUAAUAAUGAAGGAACCACCCUUCCUUCUGUGCAAGGAAACAUUGAGUUCCGAAAUGUAUAUUUCAGCUACCUCUCUCGCCCUGAAAUUCCUAUCUUGAGUGGAUUUUAUCUCACUGUACCUGCUAAAAAGGCUGUAGCUCUUGUUGGAAGAAAUGGUUCCGGCAAAAGUAGUAUUAUACCACUUAUGGAGCGGUUUUACGAUCCUACAUUAGGGGAAGUCCUGUUAGAUGGGGAAAACAUUAAAAACCUGAAGCUGGAAUGGCUGAGAAGCCGAAUUGGCUUAGUCACCCAGGAACCUGCCUUGCUAAGUCUGAGCAUCAGAGAUAACAUUGCUUAUGGACGAGAUGCUUCUUCAGAUCAAAUUGAAGAAGCUGCGAAAAUAGCACAUGCCCAUACGUUUAUUAGCUCACUGGAGGGAGGAUAUGAGACUCAGGUGGGUAGGACUGGUCUAACUUUGACCGAAGAGCAAAAAAUUAAACUUUCUGUUGCUAGGGCUGUUCUUUCGAGUCCUUCUAUCCUUCUUCUUGAUGAAGUUACUGGUGGACUUGAUUUUGAAGCUGAGAGAUCUGUUCAGGGAGCACUGGAUCUCCUCAUGUUGGGCAGAUCAACUAUAAUAAUAGCAAGGAGACUUAGUCUUAUCCGAAAUGCUGAUUACAUUGCCGUGAUGGACGAAGGCCAAUUAGUUGAAAUGGGAACACAUGAUGAACUGAUAGCACUGGAUGGCCUCUAUGCCGAGCUUCUUAAAUGUGAAGAAGCAGCAAAACUCCCUCGCAGGAUGCCAAUGCGAAACCACAAGGGGACUGCGGUGUUUCAAGUUGAAAAAGAUUCUUCAGCUAGUCAUAGCUUCCAAGAACCUUCUUCUCCAAAGAUGAUGAAAUCACCAUCUCUUCAAAGGGUUUCUGGUGCCCAUGCAUUUUGGGCAGCAGAUGUUACAUUUAGUUCUCAAGAAUCUCCCCACAACCGUAGCCCGCCACCGGAGCAAAUGGUUGAGAAUGGUAUGCCCUUGGAUUCAGCUGAUAAAGAACCAUCAAUAAGAAGGCAGGAUAGCUUUGAGAUGAGACUGCCAGAGCUUCCUAAGAUUGAUGUUCAAUCUGCAAAUCGGAAGUUGUCCAACAAUUCUGAUCCCGAAUCACCUGUCUCACCACUCUUGACAUCUGAUCCCAAAAAUGAGCGUUCUCACUCACAAACUUUUAGUCGUCCUAACAGUGAGUUUGAUGACUUUCCUAAUACAUCCGAAGAAACAAAGGAUACAGAGAAUCGAGAACCACCAUCCUUCUGGAGACUUGUUGAGCUUAGCCUUGCAGAGUGGCUUUAUGCUCUACUAGGGAGCACGGGUGCUGCAAUAUUUGGUUCCUUUAAUCCCCUAUUGGCCUAUGUCAUUGCAUUGAUUGUAACUGCAUAUUACACAACAGAUGAUAAGCAUCACUUACGGCGAGAUGUUGACAGGUGGUGCCUCAUCAUAGCCUGUAUGGGUGUAGUGACUGUAUUUGCCAAUUUUCUGCAGCACUUCUAUUUUGGUAUAAUGGGAGAGAAAAUGACUGAGCGAGUUCGGAGGAUGAUGUUUUCUGCAAUGCUUCGCAAUGAAGUCGGGUGGUUUGACGAGGAGGAGAAUAGUGCUGAUAAUCUAUCAAUGCGCUUGGCAAAUGAUGCUACAUUUGUGCGUGCUGCUUUCAGCAAUCGCCUGUCCAUAUUCAUACAAGAUACUUCAGCUGUUAUUGUGGCUAUUCUUAUUGGGAUUCUACUUCAGUGGCGGUUGGCACUCGUGGCAUUAGCCACUCUUCCUGUUCUUACCGUGUCUGCUGUUGCGCAGAAAUUGUGGCUUGCUGGUUUGUCAAAGGGUAUUCAGGAGAUGCACAGGAAGGCAUCGUUGGUCCUUGAGGAUGCUGUUAGAAAUAUCUAUACAGUUGUAGCAUUCUGUGCUGGUGAUAAGGUAAUGGAGCUCUACAGGUCGCAAUUGCAGAAGAUAUUUACGAAAAGCUUCCUCCAUGGCGUGGCAAUUGGUUUGGCUUUUGGCUUUUCACAGUUUCUUCUUUUUGGUUGCAAUGCUCUUCUCCUUUGGUAUACUGCACUCACUGUAAAAAAUAAGCACGUGAAUCUAACUACAGCGCUCAAGGCGUUCAUGGUGUUCUCAUUUGCAUCUUUUGCACUUGUUGAGCCUUUUGGGUUGGCUCCAUAUAUUCUCAAAAGAAGAAAAUCUCUGACCUCAGUAUUCGAAAUAAUUGACCGAGCACCAAAGAUUGAUCCAGAUGACAACUCGGCCUUAAAACCGCCAAAUGUCUAUGGAAGUAUUGAGUUGAAAAACAUUGAUUUCUCAUAUCCAUCUCGACCAGAAGUCCUGGUACUGAGCAAUUUCACACUAAAAGUCAACGGAGGGCAAACUGUAGCUGUGGUAGGUGUUUCUGGCUCAGGAAAGAGCACAAUUAUAUCUUUAAUAGAGAGGUUUUAUGACCCUGUUGCUGGUCAGGUUUUACUUGAUGGCCGUGAUUUAAAGUCAUACAAUUUACGAUGGUUGAGGAACCAUUUAGGACUUGUUCAGCAGGAACCAAUUAUCUUUUCAACCACCAUUAGGGAAAACAUAAUCUACGCAAGGCACAAUGCUAGUGAAGCUGAGAUGAAAGAAGCCGCUAGAAUAGCAAAUGCUCAUCAUUUCAUCAGCAGUUUGCCUCAUGGUUAUGACACACAUGUUGGGAUGAGGGGGGUAGAUCUGACUCCUGGGCAGAAGCAAAGAAUUGCAAUAGCUCGUGUUGUUCUGAAGAAUGCACCUAUUCUGUUAUUGGACGAAGCAAGCUCCUCCAUUGAAUCUGAGUCGAGCCGAGUGAUACAAGAGGCACUUGAUACUCUAAUCAUGGGGAACAAGACAACUAUUUUAAUUGCCCACCGAGCUGCCAUGAUGAGGCAUGUUGACAACAUAGUUGUACUUAAUGGAGGGAGGAUUGUUGAGGAAGGUACCCAUGAUACACUGAUGUCAAAAAAUGGUUUGUAUGUCCGCCUGACGCAACCUCACUUUGGGAAAGGAUUGCGUCAGCAUAGGCUUGUUUAAAAACAGAAGCAAUGCAACUGAAGAUACU